AUUGUGCAUCUUCCAUUAUUUUUUUCUAGGGAAGUAAGAGACCUGAUAAAAGCUGCAUUGGAGAAAGCAGAAGACUGCACCGAAGCGGCCCAACAAGAGUUAAAGGACAGCUUAAAGAAGGCAUCGGACACUAUUGACAAGCGGCAGAAGCUGAUACGCCUCGCCGACUCCAGUUCCUACGGUUGGGCAACCGUCAGCGAAUAUGAGGCGCAUCAGUUGGCGGAGGAUGAUGAGAAUGAUGACAACAAGAUUACCAGAGCAGAGAACCGGGCUGGAAGGAAAAUCAAACAGAAGAAAGCGGCAGCAGCUACCCAACAACAGCCGAAGAAAUUCAAGUGGGGUAACAGCCAGAACGUGGAGACUACUGGCAAUAGUUCUUUUCGUCGCCCAUCACAGUUUUCCGCUCCAUACACCAGCUUCAGUCGAGGCAAAGGCGGGGGAGCAUGCUUCCUGUGCGGUAGCUUCGCCCACUGGAAGGCUACGUGCCCAAGACGAUACAGCUUCAACAAGCCAGCAACCACAACAACUGGCCAGUAAAGUUAAGUCAAUUAAUGUUCUGUAUAGCGAAGAUAAAGAUCCUUUCAUAAUUGGUACUGUGGAUAACUAUUUCGAAUAUGAGCAAAAUGCAGGGGUUCCUAGUAUCAAAGUUGGGGGUAGAUUGAAAAGUCAUUCGGCUUUUUGGCGGUUAAUUUCCCCACCAGACCACAUAUCGAAUGUAAUUGAACAUGGUUAUGUUACACCUUUUGUUUCAGAACCCCCAACAAUGUUCAGUAAUAACAAUAAAUCUGCCUUAAAUCACACAGCUUUCGUAACAAAAGCUAUCCAAGAGUUGCAUCAACUAGAUACAAUAGAGGUAACAAAGUCUAAGCCAUUCAUUGUUAAUCCAUUGACAGUUUCAGUCCAAAGCAGUGGCAAGAAGCGCCUAAUUCUAGACCUGAGGCAGGUCAAUGAGUAUAUAGAGAAAGUGCACGUUAAGUUUGAAGACAUGCGUACUGCAUUGAUGUUUCUCCAGAAGGGUGGUUAUGUCUUUAAAUUUGAUCUGAAAUCAGUAUAUCAUCAUGUUGACAUAUGCCAAGAACACGUCAAAUUCCUUGGGUUUUCAUGGGAUUACAAAGGUAUGCAAUCAUUUUAUAGGUUUAAACAGCUCCCCUUCGGCCUUUCAUCUGCACCCCAUAUUUUCACCAAACUUAUAAGACCACUGGUUAAGAAGUGGAGGGGUGAAGGAAAGUCAAUUGUGGUAUACCUAGACAAUGGGAUUGGUUUUGCACCAACCUUAUCGGAGGCGGUAGAAGCUAGUGAAGCGGUGAAACGGGACAUUCUCCGUUCAGGGUUCAUUCCUAAUGUUCAAAAAAGUGUUUGGAUACCAGCAGUGUCAAUAGAAUGGUUAGGGUUCGAGGUAAAUCUAGAUUCGGGUACCUUCUGCGUACCACAGAGGCGCAUAUUGAGCAUAAAAAGGGACAUUCAAUCCAUGGAUCCAGGUCUAACAACGGCAAGGGCUCUUGCAAAACUUGUUGGAAAGAUAAUGUCGUGUAAUUUGGUGAUAGGUAACGUCGCUAAUUUAAUGACCAAAUAUUUACAUCUGUGUAUUGAAUCCAGGUCAACAUGGGAUGCACCAGUGACAAUCCAAGCAGAUGCAAGAGAAGAGUUAAUUUUCUGGAACAGUAAUGUGGGAGAAAUGAAUGUAGGG
Messenger RNA from Asterias rubens (European starfish), 1687 nucleotides. RefSeq lists its product as uncharacterized. Gene Ontology annotation, molecular function: zinc ion binding; nucleic acid binding. Lineage: Eukaryota; Metazoa; Echinodermata; Asteroidea; Forcipulatida; Asteriidae. The transcript has a single exon. The annotation marks the transcript as partial. The record is from RefSeq and is a predicted model, not a curated record.